Cyclopterus lumpus (lumpfish) is the source of this 2477-nucleotide messenger RNA. RefSeq names its product EF-hand domain family, member D1 (gene efhd1). NCBI's taxonomy places the organism in Eukaryota, Metazoa, Chordata, Actinopteri, Perciformes, Cyclopteridae. The transcript is spliced from 4 exons. Gene Ontology annotation, molecular function: calcium ion binding. The record is from RefSeq and is a predicted model, not a curated record. Bases 107 to 820 code for a protein of 237 amino acids.
GCGCACGCUUUCUUCUCCGUGAUCAACGGCCAGUGUUUAACGGUCGCUGCGUGAGAAGGCUGUCAGGCUCCAUUCCCGCACCUAUUAACGCCCGUUACGUGCAGCCAUGGCGUCAGAAGAGCUGGCGAAGAAGCUCCAGACGCGGAUGGCCGCUACGCAGGAGGUCGAGCCGAGGCCGGAGCCCGAGCCGAGCCCGGUCCGACCCAGACCGCAGCAGGAGGCCGAGGGAGCCUGUGGCGGAGACCCGUCCUCCUCCUCCGAGCUGUCCGCCGUGUUGACCCGCAGACAGGACAUCAACGACGGGAACGCCGCCCCGUGCCGGACCCGCGUGUUCAACCCGUACACGGAGUUCAAAGAGUUCACGCGCAAGCAGAUCAAAGACAUGGAGACGAUGUUCAAACGGUACGACACCGGUAGAGACGGCUUCAUCGACCUGAUGGAGCUGAAGCUGAUGAUGGAGAAGCUGGGAGCUCCACAGACCCACCUGGGCCUGAAGAACAUGAUCAAAGAGGUGGACGAAGACUUCGACGGCAAGCUGAGCUACAGAGAGUUCCUGUUGAUCUUCAGGAGAGCGGCGGCCGGAGAGCUGCAGGAGGAGAGCGGCCUGAUGGCUCUGGCCCGGCUGUCUGAGAUCAACGUGUCCACCGAGGGGGUGAUGGGAGCCAAGGACUUCUUUGAAGCCAAGAUGCAGGCUCUGUCUCUGGGCAGCAAGUUCGAGGCCGAGAUCCAGGAGGAAAAGGAAGAGCGCAAGAGACAGGAAGUGGACAAGAAACAGCGGCAGGCCGCCUUCAAGCAGCUGCAGUCCGCCUUCUGCUCCUGACGACCCGAACACGCACCCGGCCGCCGCUCCUGGGCUCGAACUCACGGCUUCUCAUUCCACUCCGCUCACCAUUCGGGACGAAAAAUAGCAUCGAAGUAAAAAAGAAAUUAAAAAAACGCACUAAAAAUUACUUGAAAAAAAAAAAAACCUCUUAAACCAGAUAGGGUCAUUCCAGACUUCCUGCAGCUAGAAAACAAGCGCGUUGCCACGGCAACGUCGUAGAGUUAUUGUGCGUUUGUUUAUUUCCUUUGUGUCAGAACUGGAAGUUUUCAUCUCAAGGUAUUUCUACUCGUUACGACGUUGAGUUCUUUAACUUCCUGGUUAGUCACGUGACCUCGUUACUACGGGGUCAAGUAGACAUAACUGUCGUAACAGUAUUAUAACACUAAGUAAAUAAGUCUUUAUGCAGCUUUGACUUAAAAACACUUUAACCGGUUCGUAAGUAAGAUUUAUAUUGAGCACAAAUAAUAAUAAAAUAACUCAAUCAGGAAUAGUUCGGGGUUUAUUGGCUUUCUUGGUUAGCCUAGCUUAGCAUUAAGAAAAACAAACACUAACAUGUUCUGGUAAUUUUGGAACUUUCCAGAUGAAAGAGAACCACAUGAAAUAAUAAUAAUAGAGUUAAGCUAGGCUAAUCCCUGAGAGAAUGAACCUGUUGAGCCUCCUCUUUAACCUUCAGGACGUUCUCACACGUCUCAACACAGCUCAUUUGAUUGACAGGUCGACCGCUCCGUGGACUUCCUGUCUCUCAGACCAGCUGCAGGUCUGAUGGACCCGCCUCCUCCUUGUUAACACACUGUGACAUCACCACUUGUAUUAGCUUGUAGCUUCUCAAAGCGCGCGUGGUGAGUUAAUAUUUGCACUUUCGUAGAGUCCGGGAAGAAGAGACCCUCAUUACCCAUAAUGCAAUGCGUGAUAUAAUCUCUGAUGAUGAUUCCCUCCCGUAAAGGUAAAUUAUGUCUCAUCCUGUUUCAAACGUAUGAAGGUUUGACGAACGCGAACCAGAACGGGGUCCAGCGUGACACACACACACACACACACACACACACACACACACACACACACACACAGACACACACACACAGAGACACACACAGACACAGACAUACACACACACACACACACACACAGAGACACACACAGACACACAUACACAGACACACAUACAGACACACACACACACACACACACAGAGACACACACACACACACUCGGAAGGGAAAGUGUGUUUUAUCCCCAAAAUAUUGAACUUUUUCCUCUCCAAUGUUUUUGUUGUGUUGUUUAAAUAGAAGUGGACCUGGUUCUGUUGGAUCCAGGUCCAGGUCCAGGUCCGCCCCCCUCAGGGGAACCACAUCUCCAACACGUGAACCUAAACAAUGUAAAGACGCAUAAAGAACUUCAGCUUGUUGUUUGUUUCCUUAAUGUUGUUGUUUACUUUGUCGCAUGUUACUAAACUACUGUUUGUUGUGGAAACUGACAAUGUAUUUUUACAUGAAUAAAUUAGUCUAUAUAUUAAUUGUUUUAGCACAGACGUAUAAGUUGCCAAAUAUAAUAAUUAACAAAAGGUCAGUAAGAUAUAUUUUUUGGGGCACUUGUAAAGAUAUUGUGUUGUCAGAAUGGAAGUUUGACUUGAUGCAAUAAAGGAUCAAUACAACUGAUA